ACAAUGCUGUGUGAGUCAGAUGCACGUAUGGCACUUGCAGAACCAGUCCCCACGGUUUAUUUUAAUUCAGAUCCUCAAGGGAGUGAGGUGUCACUGGAUGAUGUACUGCUCAACUCUUCAGCUAGAACUGCUGAGGUCCGCAACACUGAGACAGUUGAAGAUACUAAGACAGAGGGAUGUCAGAUAGACACACAUGGCUUCAAAGCCUCCUCGCCUCCUGCCUGCAAUGUGUGGACAACGCGAUGAGAUGGAGAGGUCAGGCUAAGGAUGGAUGAGCAGGGCAUAGGCAGUGAGGUGCCAAAGACCGUUCAUGAGCUGUUCCAGGAAGCUGCUAGUAAAUAUGGUGAUUAUUAUGCCCUUGCAUCCAAGAAGGGUGGCCAGUGGAUAAAACUAACAUAUAAGAUGUACUAUGAUGAGUGCUGGAAAGCAGCAAAGAGCUUUCUGAAGCUGGGACUAGAGCGUUUCCAUGGAGUGUGCAUCUUGGGAUUUAAUUCUGCAGAGUGGUUUAUUGCUGACAUUGGAGCUAUCCUCGCGGGCGGAUUUGCUGUUGGUAUCUACACUACAAACUCUCCUGAGGCCUGUCGUUAUGUAGCAGAGAACUGCAGUGCUAACGUUCUGGUUGUGGAGAACCAUAAACAGCUGCAGAAAAUCUUAGAAAUUCAGCAUAAACUACCUCACCUGAAAGCAAUUGUCCAGUAUGGGGAAGAGCUAAAAGAGAAGAGACCAAAUCUGUACUCUUGGAGUGAGUUCAUGGACCUUGGCAAAGAUGUUCCAGAUACUCAGCUCCAUGCAGUCAUUGAGUCACAGAAGCCUAACCAGUGCUGUACACUAAUAUAUACCUCGGGGACAACCGGGCAGCCAAAGGGAGUAAUGCUCAGUCAUGACAACUUCACGUGGACGGCGGCGGCAGCAGGGCGCUUCAUUAUGCUGACAGAUGCUAAAGAAAAGCAGGAACUGGUGGUCAGCUAUCUGCCCCUCAGCCAUAUUGCUGCACAGAUGUCAGAUAUUUGGUCAGUGAUGACAUUCGGCGUGCAAGUUUUCUUUGCUCAUCCAGAUGCAUUAAAGGGCACCUUGGUAGACACCCUGCGGGAAGUGAGGCCAAUGGCUUUUUUGGGAGUUCCUCGUGUCUGGGAAAAAAUGGAGGAAAAAAUGAAAUCCAUAGGCGCAAAAUCGUCAGCGCUCCGGAGGAAAGUGGCAUCGUGGGCCAAGGGAGUUGGGUUACAGACAAACCUGAAGUGGAUGAAUGGGUAUUCUGAAGUCCCGGUGAACUUCCGCUUAGCCCGGCACUUGGUGUACAAGAAAGUACGAAAGGCCAUUGGGCUGGACCGCUGCACAAAGUGCUACAUGGGGGCUGCUCCCAUUACCAGAGAGACACUGGAGGUUUUUUUAAGUCUGAACAUUCCUGUGUUUGAGCUGUAUGGCAUGAGCAAGAGCUCAGGGCCUCACACAAUCUCUCUGCCUCACUCCUUCAGACUCACCAGCUGUGGAAAGGAAGUCACAGGCUGCCGGACACUGAUUCACAAGCCUGAUGGAAAUGGCAAUGGGGAGAUCUGUUUCUCGGGAAGGCACAUCUUCAUGGGCUAUUUGAACAUGGAGGAAAAAACCAAAGAGGCAAUUGAUGAAGAGCUGCAUUCGGGUGACCUUGGCAAGCACGAUAAAGAUGGGUUCCUCUACAUCACUGGCAGAAUUAAAGAGCUCAUCAUCACUGCAGGAGGCGAGAACAUUCCUCCCGUUCCAAUUGAGGAUGCUGUAAAAGAUGCUGUUCCCAUCAUCAGCAACGCAAUGUUGGUUGGAGACAAAGCAAAAUUCCUUGCUAUGCUUCUAACGCUGAAGUGCACAGUAGAUGUAGAAACUGGCGAGCCAGGAGAUGAUCUCACUCCAGAAGCUGUUGAAUACUGUCAGAAACUGGGCAGCAAGGCUACAAAAGUCUCUGAAAUCAUAGGCAGCAAAGACAAGGCUAUCUAUGCAGCUAUCCAGAAGGGAAUUUCAGCAGUCAAUGAGGGAGCCGUCUCAAAUGCUCAGAAAGUCCAGAAGUGGGUCCUUCUGGAGAAGGACUUUUGUGUCUUUGGUGGAGAGCUUGGCCCAAUGAUGAAGCUGAAGCGACCAGUGGUGGCACAGAAGUACCAGGACCAAAUCACUCAGUUUUACGCUGAUGCGGAGCCGCCCACUGCCCCCGAGACCGCCCUUCGGCCGUAGCACGGAGCCCUUGGGCCAUGGACUGAAGCAAGCCUUGAGGAGGAUUCCCCUGCUGCCAGCCUGGGCUCCCCGAAGGAUUCCCUGGACUCUCUUGAAAUAAAUGCAGCUGGGGCAUUAUGCCACCCCUCUGAAGCACUGCCUUGUACAGUUUUUGGCCCUCAUACUGCAGUGUAGUGAGCAUGUUCGUGCCUGGUGUUUUCCCACGUCUGUGUUAAUGCUGAGCUAGUCCUGACUGUCUGCUUUGUAUAUUUUUUUGUCUUUCCAUUUUUAUAAGGGCAAAACAAUGUUUACCUUCAACCCAUGUUAUAUUUCAACCAAAGUUUUCUUUUCCUGAGCUGAAUGUAAAACAAUUGGGAACUGCCAUUUUCCUGCUGAGGGAGAAAGGCAGAUUUCUCUUUAUAGCUGUGUACUUUGCUCCCCCGAUGCAUGUUUACCUGCAUGCUGAUGACAUCUGAAUUAUUUUAAAUCUCUCCACCCACAAACAUUCUCUGCCAGAGCUGAUGAAUGCUGUGUGGCUGCAGGCGCUGGCUCGGUGGGUAUGUGGAACCUCAUAUUUGCUGGGUUUGUCUGUGCAAUAUUUUGAGUCUGUUUUAUCAUCCUGAGUUAUUUUAAAGCCAUAAAUUGCUUGUUAAAAUAGUGUAUAUACAUGCUCGGUGUUCUGGGAGGUGUUUUAUGCACAGGACUAUUUAUAAAGCUGUGUACAAAGGUGUGUGACAGCUGGCUGUAGCCUUACAGCUAUAGCGGUGCUGCCUGGAGCUUCCUGUGAGGGCCAGAACGCCGACACCUGGGGGGAGGGGCCAGCCUUGGGAAUGCAGCUGAUCAAGGGCUGCUUCUUCUGAAGGUCUGUGCUCAGCCCUUCUAGCAACUGUAAAGGCCCUUCCCCUCAGAGCCAGUGACUGUAGAAUGUGGGUGACUGCCUUCCCCAGAGCUGCAGGAACAUGCUCUUGAAGGUCUCUUCUAAAUGGCUCUGCAAGGCUUAUUACGGUCUGCCCAAGGCCUGGAGGGACUGCUACUCCCAGCAGUGGAUGAAGGAUGGCUUGUGAAAUGGCUUAUUUCAAACUAGAGGUCAUUACCUGAAUACAAGCACAACAGCUCUGCCCUUUGGGCCUGGGCUGUGUCUCCCAUGGCCAAAGAAGGAGCCACAAGAGAGGUGGGUGCUCUGAGGGGAAGGAUCCUGGAGCAGGGCACUAUCUAUGCUGUUAAAUAACACAAGCAGCUGCUGCCUGUGGCUCCUGGCAUCUCUGUAAAUACCUGGUGUCAUAACCUCACUCUGGUGGGCAGUAGGGGUGCCUGUAACUGGGCACCUUAGGCUGGGUUUUAAGCCUAAAGCUUUAGUGAAAUAUGUACAGCACCUGGCUGGAGGGUGGUAAUGCACUAUUGUAACUGCUGCUGACCUUGUGCAAAUGUGUGUGUCCUCAGCUGUGUGAAUUUGAAAUGCCUCCAAUAUUCAGAGGAACACCUAAUAAACUCUGCAGCUUGUGUC
Messenger RNA from Phalacrocorax carbo (great cormorant), 3679 nucleotides. The record is from RefSeq and is a predicted model, not a curated record. Lineage: Eukaryota; Metazoa; Chordata; Aves; Suliformes; Phalacrocoracidae.